This is a messenger RNA of Peronospora matthiolae, 1476 nucleotides long. The record is from the annotation of a GenBank genome assembly. Lineage: Eukaryota; Oomycota; Peronosporomycetes; Peronosporales; Peronosporaceae.
AUGCGCCCAUCAUACAAACCCGUAGAAUCGCUCACUACACAUACGCCGUCUCAACGACCUGAACGCUCUGUGGCACCACUGCAACGUGGCAACCACCUCGGCCUUGACCAGUCCUUUCUGACGCACUCAUCACUGGACUUCCGCACGACGAUGCGAUUCGGACAUUCGUGGGACGCUGGUUACGUCUUCCCACCUCCUCGAUUAGUGCUCUCCCGAACCGACAUGGAGCACUACGAGAGUAUAGCGGACCAAUUAGUUGCCGAAACGCUGCAGGCUAGUGAAGGGUUUAUUGCCGACCGUCGGUCCGUUGACCUCGAUCGAUGGAAAGUCGUGAUUCAGAAGGAGCGCAUGACUGCGUAUCGAUCCCGUGGGACCCAACGCAAACGUGGCCGCCGUGACCGCUUCGAUACAGAGGAAGCGGUCGAGUCGUCGUUUGUCCAUCGCCCCAAGUUGUAUUCGAUCGACAGCAGUAGUACGUUCGGGGACUUGAUGAUGGGCCGAGGGCACUCGCAUUUGGCAGGGGAGAUGUCGCAAGAUGAGAGUUCCAUGGUCCAUGGCGACUCGGAGUACUAUGAAAACAGUCGCAUCGACCUGGAAGCCCCCGAGCAGAGCGUGCUCGGGAAGUCGCGACCGCCGAAUACGCCCAUGAUCUUUGGUUGUGGGGUUGUCUCGGGCUCUGUGGACGACGCGGGACUCGGGUUUUUAGCAGAUACCGAAGACCGGAGUAUCAUGCGAGCAGCUACGAACAAGGACGGGAACACGAAAGACAUUCGGAUUCUGGCCCAGAUUCGAGGCCCGACGCGAGAGGAUCCGUUCCGGUUCUUAGGGAUCAAGUGGACGUCCCACUUUUCGACGAAAGCAGUGGACAAGCCACGGGACGUGGUCUCGCUGGAAUCCACUGGACUGACCCUUGACUCGAGUGGACAACGCGUGUGCUACUUUCUGAGCCAUUCCGUGGAAAUUGAAGAAGUACCGGAGUAUCGAAAACGAGGCCUCGUGCGACUCCGCAUGUCCAGCUGCCGCAUCGUGCGGCCUUACAUUACUCAAGGGGAAGUAGAGGUCUAUUGUCGAGGCUUUUGCAAUGCCGGCGGCCUCUUUCGGAUUCGAAAGUCGACGCAACUGUUUUGCGAGAGUUUGCUGGAUACGGCGCAACUUGUGGAGGAAUCGUAUUUGAAGAAACUUGCGUGGUUCGUGCACGCAUACGCACGACGGAUAAACACGGACAAGGAGGCGGAGAAGCACGUAGGAUGCGCUUGCUGCCAUAAGUUGCCUACAAAAGGUUUCAAGAAACUACUGGAGAACAAUACGACGUGUUUCUUGUGUCGAUGCAACGUGUGCAAGAAGUGUACGGUCAAGAAACAAUUGCCCAUUGAUUCUACGAGCACGAAAAGUAUCGACUUUUGCUCGACAUGUUACGUCAAGGCCAAGAAGUUGUCGGCGUGGAAAGUCGCGGUGGCCACGUUACCUAGAGUGUAG